UCCAAAAUGGCGGACGAUCUGCAGGAUGAAUGGUGGCUACAAGACGACGAAGACGAUUCUGCGAACAAGAAAGUUGAACCUCCACAGUUGAAUACAGACAACCGUAAACCAGCAAAGACAAAGUUAAAGAAGACUCCUAAGAGUAAGAGUAAGACUAUCACAAGAAGCAGACCUGUCCAAGACACCGGCAAGAGGAAGCUAGACGAUGUACCUGACUCAGCUGUCUCAAAGAAAAACAAAAGAAGAAGGAAUAAGAAAAAGAUCAGUGAGCAGCUCCCAUCAGAGCCCUCCAUGCCAGACCCAGCUGAUGUGAUGUCAAUUCUCCUAAGGGGUCAGAAGCUGGAGCUGACAGCAGUAGAGAUGGAGGAACUCAAACUGGAAGACAAGCACUUCUUGUCCCCAAAUGACUUUUCCCACCCAAAUAUUUCAUCAUAUCUUCAAGAAGUUGUUCCAGACUGGUCGUCCCUUGUAGACCCCCACGAAGCCAAGGGUGCCCCCUUGGUAAUAGUCUUGACUGGUGCAGCCAAAAGAGCUGUUGAUUUGAAUAGAGAUUCUACAACUUUCAGAGGGAAGGCAAGGUCUAUAAAACUGUUUGCCAAACACAUCAAGGUGCAAGAUCAGGUGGAACAGCUGUCUAAACAGGUGGUGCACCUGGCAGUGGGGACACCUGCAAGGGUAGCCACUCUCGUGGAGGAAGAUGCUCUGAGGUUGGACCAUGUGAGAUGUGUAGUUCUGGACUGGACCUACCGAGAUGUCAAACUCAGGAGGCUCUGUGACAUUCCAGAGGUACGAGGUGAUCUGUUCCAGCUUUUCAGGAAACAUCUCAUACCACUAGCGAAGGAUGGUCUACUGAAGUUUGGGCUUUUCUAGACCUAAAUAGAGAAAUCUUGUCUUAGCCAAUGUACCAAAAAGACUACCUGCAUUAUUUGAAGCUCAACAACAUCUAUAUAUCCAAACACAGGUUUCUAACAGAAGCAAAACUGAUAUUUUUUUAGUCGGAUAAGAAGCUGUCUUUAACAAAAAUCUGUUCAAAAUGAAUGUGACUGCACACUACCUGAAUAUGGAAUCAUUACACUGAGGAGUAUUUUGAAACUACAGAUCCUGAGUUCAAUGGUGUAGUAUACCCUGCAGUACUGAGCAAGAUUACUAGGUGGCAUCACUGAGUGGAGACCAGAAUACGGAUGAUCAUAAUAAAGCGAGGUGUGGCACGU
This is a messenger RNA of Branchiostoma belcheri (Belcher's lancelet), 1211 nucleotides long. RefSeq names its product protein CMSS1-like. Gene Ontology annotation, cellular component: 90S preribosome; nucleus. Bases 7 to 870 code for a protein of 287 amino acids. Lineage: Eukaryota; Metazoa; Chordata; Leptocardii; Amphioxiformes; Branchiostomatidae. The transcript has 9 exons. The record is from RefSeq and is a predicted model, not a curated record.